AUGGCCAAGGGAACUGUAAAAUCGCCAACCAAAGGGAACCAUUCAAAAACCGAAAGUAAACCCAAAUCACAGAACAAAAGAUUAAAUUCUUACAUAAAUAAUAAUCCUGAUGAAAACGAUCAGGAUCAAAUGGAAUUUAAAAUAUCACCUAUUAAUCCAUCAAAAAAUUAUUUGUCACAGAGCCUAGAAGAAAAGAAUGAAUACGUCGAUAAUCCCAAUAUUAAACACAUUUCUGAGUGUAAAAAUGAAAAAAAAUACUUUAAUUGCCCAGGAGGUAUGGUGGAUAAAAGAACAUUCACCAACAUAGUUAAAGAUGCGUUUUUAUCCAAUGGCACUUAUCUAGAUACGGAAAUAAUCAACAGCGAUGCCAAAAAUAAUGAUAAUUAUGAUAACAUACAUAAUAUAUGCAAUGACCCCGAAGUGCAUACUGAGCCACUAAUAACCAAUUCAACGUCCAAAAUAAAAGCCAAACGCUCUUAUCAGUCUAUUUUAUCAUUUUUCAAAAGAUCUGAUACAGAUGAAGAAACUAAGGAAACAAUUUCAUUGCAAAACAUUGAAGCGAUCUCACCCGUUAGUGAAAGUAAUGUUAGUACUAGAAAUAUGGAGAAUUAUUUUAACCGUAUGAACGUAUCCCAAGCACACAACAAAUCCAGUUUAUCGCGUACAAAUAGCUUGAAUUGUGUAUCAAACUCCAGUAGUGUGCAAAGUCAAAUAAUCGCAAUGAUACACCAAUUCGAAGCUGAGUGUACAAAUUUGGAAAAGAAGAUCUAUCUCCUGGAGACUAAUUACCUGAGUCAAUCCCCAGAUUCAACAGGAUUAACUCGUGGAUGGAAUAGGUGUGGAAUACUCUCCAAUUCUAGCAACUUAUUGUCAAAUUCUUUUAACGCUAAAAACCGCAAAUUAUCAUCAUGCCGUAAGUCAAUGUCUAGUUGUAAUCUAUCAGAAAUACUUGCAUCUGAUAGGUUGUUUUCACUGACAAACUACGCAACCAAAUUGUAUAGUGAUUUAAAGCAUCAAGGGAGCAAGGAUAAAUCAUGA
This is a messenger RNA of Babesia microti strain RI, 1038 nucleotides long. RefSeq lists its product as hypothetical. Gene Ontology annotation, cellular component: histone acetyltransferase complex. NCBI's taxonomy places the organism in Eukaryota, Apicomplexa, Aconoidasida, Piroplasmida, Babesiidae. The record is from RefSeq and is a predicted model, not a curated record. The coding region runs from base 1 to 1038 and encodes 345 amino acids. The transcript is spliced from 4 exons.